Molecule: messenger RNA, 3079 nt
Organism: Gymnodraco acuticeps
Lineage: Eukaryota; Metazoa; Chordata; Actinopteri; Perciformes; Bathydraconidae
Gene: htr2b
Product: 5-hydroxytryptamine (serotonin) receptor 2B, G protein-coupled
Exons: 4
Coding region: 799-2166 (455 amino acids)
Biological process (GO): G protein-coupled receptor signaling pathway, coupled to cyclic nucleotide second messenger; chemical synaptic transmission
Cellular component (GO): dendrite; plasma membrane
Molecular function (GO): G protein-coupled serotonin receptor activity; neurotransmitter receptor activity
Source: RefSeq, a predicted model, not a curated record
CAAGACGGGGGAGAGCGCGGCUGAUCACAGGCUGUUAACAAGAGGCAGCGAAUGGGAAUGGGAGAGAGGUGGAGGAGCCUCAACAUCUGAAAGUUUUAAACCUGUGAUCGCUGUAGGUGAUGCGAGGCAAGACUGGGGGAUCCUCCAACAUGUGGAAGGAAAACAAAUUCCACAUCACGGACUGCUUCAGACAGAGACAGAUUUAGGAUUAACCGCUGAAGGAGGGCAUUUUUUGUCACGUUCUUAUUUGCGGAGGGCGGAAAAUAUAAGGAUGAUUCGGGAGUUUAAACAAUAUGUUAAACUAAGAGGUGUGCUAAGACUGAAAUGCAUUGGUUAAGCUGCACUGUUCUCCCAGCAAGAAAUACUGCUAAAGUGUUUAUAAAGGUGAAAACGUAGCGGCUCGGAAAAAUACUCAUGGAGUUGAAACGUCAACGAGGAACUUACAACAGAUGCUACUUACAGGAGCAGCCGCAGAGGAUUAAAAGAGUACCAACGGCCUGGGAAAGGGAGGACCCCUGCUGACAUCUCAUUGUGAAAAUACCAAUAAGGUUGGGAUUACUACCAGCUUUGGAGCUCGUGCUGUGGACCUGUUUUUUGUCCCCCUCGAAGUGGUGGAUCCUCUGCUGAUUUUGAGCUACUCCUUUUGCUGUACAGUGCACAUGGGGAUGAAGCAUCCUGUGCAGCGACCCUGAACUGUCCUUGCCUGUAGGACGCAGUGACCAUGCUGACCGAGUGUCCAACACCAGGAAGAUCAGAGCCCAGACCCAAGCUAAAGCCUGCUGUAAUCUCUGCAGCACCAUGUCUCAAGAAGUCCCUGCUCCGCCCGAGGCCAACAGCUCGCUGUCAGGGGAAGCGCCUGAGCUUCAGCUGAAAUGGGCCGCCCUGCUUAUUGUCAUGGUCAUCAUCCCCACUAUUGGAGGAAACAUCCUGGUCAUUCUUGCCGUGUCACUUGAGAGAAAACUUCAGAACGCCACAAACUACUUUCUGAUGUCGCUUGCCGUGGCUGAUCUGUUGGUGGGACUCCUAGUGAUGCCCAUUGCCCUCGUCACCGUUCUCUACAACUCCGGCUGGCCUCUUCCAGAGCCCCUCUGCCCCAUUUGGCUGUUCCUCGAUGUGCUGUUUUCUACUGCAUCCAUCAUGCACCUAUGCGCCAUUUCACUGGAUCGCUACAUUGCCAUCAAGAAGCCAAUCCAACACAGCCAAUACAAAUCCAGAGCCAAAGCGAUGGUGAAAAUUGCACUGGUGUGGCUCAUAUCCAUUGGUAUCGCAAUCCCAAUUCCGAUAAAGGGGCUUAGGAACAAUCAUCUUCCCAACAACAUCACCUUCAACAGUAACCACACAUGCCUUUUGAAAACGGACACCUUUCGGGAAUUUAUCAUGUUUGGCUCCUUGGUGGCAUUCUUCAUCCCUCUGACUAUCAUGAUGGUCAUCUACCUACUAACUGUCCAGGUGUUACGCAAAAAGGUGUAUCUGCUCAAGUCAAGGGUGUCUCAGCGCUUUAGCUACCUGGCAAUCUCCACAGUUUUUCAAAGAGAACAAGCUCUAACGCCAACGCAAGUUGAGCAACCCAACAUGCUGGACAGCAGACUUCCCAGGAUACAAGAACGAACAUUUGCAGGCACGUCAAACUCUCCAACAGCAGAUGAAAUAUCCUUUCGUAGAAUGUCAACAAUGGGCAAGAAGUCAAUGCAGACUCUGAGCAAUGAGCAGCGCGCCUCCAAAGUGCUAGGCAUCGUCUUCCUCCUGUUUGUGGUCAUGUGGUGCCCUUUCUUCAUCACUAACAUCACCUCGGUAUUAUGCACCAGCUGUGACGUUCAUGUCAUUGCCCAUCUCAUGGAGAUCUUUGUUUGGGUGGGUUAUGUGUCAUCAGGCAUAAACCCGUUGGUCUACACCCUAUUCAACAAAACGUUCAGGGAAGCAUUCACGCGGUAUAUGACCUGUAAUUACGAAAACCCUGCUACUAAUGGUCCAGGAAGGCAGCCAAGGGCAUCAAAUGCAGAUCGGACCCUUACACGGAUUUCAUUCCGAUCUUCUAUGGCAGAAAACUCGAAACUUUUCAUGAAAAAUGGCAUUGGAGCCGUUGGCUACCAAAGCCCCACUGAGGUGCAGGCAAGCCCCUAUGCAGUCAGUCAAUGGUAUUGUAUUAGACACAAUGCUUCUGACUGAAAAUGAAGGUAGUAAGCAGGAGGAAAAGGUUAGCUGUGUAUAGAGAUAGACCGAGGAUUUGAACCUAAAAUGUGCACUUUAAAUCAGUGAGAUUUAUGUUGCCCACAUUGUAUCUCUUUGAAGGCUAAGUCGACAUAACUUGGCUAGGCUACCUACAACAAAUACUCAAAAUGCAUGAUUUUGAAUCUGCGGUUACUCUCAAAUUCAUUGACAAAUCAUUUAACAAAAGGGUAUUGCUGUAGAAUAAAAAAGAAGAGAUUAAACCUGUCUGCUGAUGUACAUCUGCUUCCAUCAGUAAUAUACUUUAAACAAAUAAGACAUUCAUCAUUUCAAAUACACAUAUUAAAUGCAUAAGUCAAAGUCCUAUGUUAAAUAAGGGUGUAUAUAGAUGUUCAGAAUACUUCUCAUUUAGCCUUUUAGACAGGUCAAAUUGCUGUUUAAAGACAGUUUAUAACGUACCAGAAGACAGUUUGCAUUUUAAAAUGUUAUAAAACCUUACAGGUCAACUCAAAAAGACCACAGGUAAAGAAACAAUGAUAUUAAAGGUUUAAAAGUUCAAGCCACCAGACAAAAAUGUAAGGAAUUAAAGCAUGAUAAGAUAACCUGGAAUUAUGUAUGAAUACAGUAUAAUAUAUAUAUAUAUGAGUUUUAUGAUCCUUUCAACUUGGGCUUUCUGAAUAUGCUGUAAACCAUCUCAAACCACAUGUUCAUAUUUUGUUAAGAGAAAACACAAGUCUACCUUUCAAAUCUAUUUUCCAACUGACAACAUUUGCACUGUCGAGAUAAUGUUACUUGUAUUUGCUGGACCUUUGACAAGCACUCUUGUAUAUGUAAUGCGGCCUGCUGUUUUGAUAUGUUAGGAGAUUUCCAAAUAAAAGACUGUAUAUAAUAAAGAACAACAUUUCAUAUUAAA